UUUAAGGUUUCUACAAUAUUGUAUCAAAAAGUAGGCUUAAACUAGUAAGAAAAAAUGUAGGUGUGGUCCACAAAACUUUCGAAUUUUUGAUCUGUCACGUUACAUGUUAUUUGUUUUUCAUUACUUCACAAUUAAAAAUAAGCAUUAAUCCAUUUUCAUCUUAAACUUUCAAGCAAUAUCAUCAAAUUUAUAUUAGACUGCGAUGGAAAAAUGUGGUUUCAGGCAAAAAGUUGAAAAUAUGGAUUUUACUUACCUUUUUAUCUCCUUACGGUGUUUUAGUCAUUUUCAGGUCAUGCAAGUAGCAUCAAAAAUCUUUUAUAAAUGACAGACAUGGAAUUUUUUAUGGGCAUAUUCAUAUUUUUAACAAGAGGUUAUAUACAUGCGGAAAACAUACAGUGUGACGCAAAAUUUGAUAAAAAAUAAUGUCGCCUGUGGUUGCCAUUUUCGGAGCCUUGACCAUAUGUGCAUUCUACUCCAUGGCUACUGUUAAUAGCGCCAUACAGUUCAGCGAGCCCCUCGGCGCCCAUACAGCAAAUCAACAUCAACAAACCGCGCCCUUCGCCUUCUCGAGGGAUUGGCACGAAUAUCGGUCACGGACAAGACAGUCAGAUAGGAAGAAAGAAAAAAAGUCAAGUCAUUCGGUAAAAAGUAGCGUAAGCUAGAACACAUUUUCACAAUUGUUAUAAAUUAACCCAAUUCUCAAGUUAAAUAAUUGUUCCCAUUUCUAACUAAAUCUACCCUAACUGUACUGUGGUAAGUUUAAUUAUAUUAGAUGUUUAUAAAUACCUAAAAUUGAACCUAACAGGAAUUAAAGCUACGGUACGGAUAGAGUUAGUGCGGGUAGGAAACAGUACGGAUACAAUUUAUACGGAGAAACAGUACGGAUCGAAGACUGUGCGAACAAUACCAUUAGGAGCACAUUUAAAUUACAAUUUAAAUAGACUUCGAAACCGAACAGGUCAUUAAGGACACAGACUGAUUACUGUACGGGUACGAUUUCGACAGCUCUGAACGGCAGCGAAAACAUUAACAGUAAGAAUUUGUAUUUAUACUCUAAAACUUAAUCCUAACACAAUAUUAUCCUCCAUGCAGGAAUUUAUAAUCCAACCUUGAUUCACAACGAAUAAAGAAGAUUCAUAGAUUUGCUAGUUUUCACUGCUGUCCGGCAACAUCUUAUAAAAUUCUGUUACGAGAAUUGCUUCACGGAGGAAGGAUGUCAUCCAGGAAAGCCAAAUCCGGAUCCAGCAAGAAGACGGUCGAUAAGGUCACCCCAGGUGGUGACGCGGCAGUUGACGGUCACAACGUCCAAGCGACUACGACUGAGCUGCAGAAGGACGAAACGAACGCUAAGGAUUCGGCGAUUAAAGUGUUUGUCCAUCCUCCCCCUAGCGAACAGGUAAAUGAUAAAGUUACCAAUGAAUCCAACCGGCCGGGAGCAAAUCCUAAGGAAAAGGAUACCGCCGAGAAAAAUAAAACGAACGUAGUCAAACGUAAUCCGUUCCGCCGCGUACGAAAGAAUCGGGUCGGUCAUUGUCAAGUGUGUGAUGAGCGUGAUAAUAGUCGAAUGGUUCAGUGUGACGGUUGCAAUGAGUGGUAUCAUUUCUCGUGUGUAGAAGUGUCAGAAGGGAUUGCUGACGUGAGCUGGAUCUGCAUGAACUGCGAACACGCAAAGGAUCUAACCCCUUCCCCUCUGCAUACCCCCAACGUAAGCAGUACAACAUCCACUGUACGGUCAAAGAGCAAGGCAAGCAGCAUCGGAAGUCAGGCCAAACGGAGACAAGCUUUGGAACUACAAUGGUUAGAGGAGGAAAAGGAGUUGGAACGACGAUAUUUAGAACUCAAGUACAAGAUUCUGUUAGAGGGCGGUAGCGACUGCUCGUCGAUUGUUAGUGAACCCCAAUCAGUAUCAAUGUCGAAGGUGAAGAAGUGGAUAGACGACACGGAUGGAUACGGCGGGAAGGUUGACUGCGGAUCUGAAGCCGAGGAACUAGAGAAACGUCCACCGAGGAACUCGACUGCGUCUGUAGAGCACCAGGUUCCGGUUCCAGAUCAGCAGCGUGCGACCCAAGUUAAUAUCCAACUCCGGCGACCCGCACAACUUGUUUCCGGCCAACAAGAGACUCGGCCAAUUUUCGGCAGCUCCCAUAUGCGACAAUCAGUCGCUCUUGCACCGGAGGCUGGAUCAUGGGCCGAAGUGAAUGCGUUUGUACCAGGUCAACGUUCCACCCCGUUGGGCGACCAUCCCUCCCAGCGCAUGGGCUUAGUGACGACACGGCUUGUGUGUUGA
Topomyia yanbarensis is the source of this 2287-nucleotide messenger RNA. RefSeq lists its product as uncharacterized. The transcript is spliced from 2 exons. NCBI's taxonomy places the organism in Eukaryota, Metazoa, Arthropoda, Insecta, Diptera, Culicidae. Gene Ontology annotation, cellular component: Set1C/COMPASS complex. The coding region runs from base 1214 to 2287 and encodes 357 amino acids. The record is from RefSeq and is a predicted model, not a curated record.